Messenger RNA from Camponotus floridanus (Florida carpenter ant), 1454 nucleotides. It is a transcript of the gene OXA1L, whose product is annotated as mitochondrial inner membrane protein OXA1L. Gene Ontology annotation, molecular function: membrane insertase activity. Bases 127 to 1368 code for a protein of 413 amino acids. Gene Ontology annotation, cellular component: mitochondrial inner membrane. NCBI's taxonomy places the organism in Eukaryota, Metazoa, Arthropoda, Insecta, Hymenoptera, Formicidae. The record is from RefSeq and is a predicted model, not a curated record. Gene Ontology annotation, biological process: protein insertion into mitochondrial inner membrane from matrix; mitochondrial respiratory chain complex IV assembly. The transcript is spliced from 8 exons.
CGCUUCGAGUCCUACCUAAUGGAGGCCACAGGAAUAUAGUUAUUAAUAAGAGAGCAGAUUUUCGAUGAAAAAAGUACAAAUUUUGCAAAUUAAUUAAGGUUGACACUUUAAUCGAAAAUCAUAAAAAUGUUGGUACGAGUAUCCGCGAUCGCUUGUCGACAAGCGCUAUUAAAAACACACGUGAUAUCACAGGAAGUGAUUACGUGUAGACAUAUUCAUCUAAUCAAUCAAAUAAAAGGAACUUCCAGAACCAACUCUGUACUUAAUCUAUACAAAAACUGCAAAAACUGCAGAAUUACAGGAAUCCCUUUGGUUCGUUAUGCUAGUACCAAUGAAACACCACAGAAGAGUCCAUAUGAUGAAAUACCAGAUCCACCAACACCAGUAGAGGAAAUAAUAGAAAAUAUUGUGAAAGUGCAUCCAAAUGGAGAAGCAACUUUGGAAAGCAUAGGAUUGGCUAGUAGUUAUACUCCAGUGGGACUUAUACAAAAAUUCUUGGAAUUUAUGCACAUAAGUUGUGAUAUCCCAUGGUGGACAACAAUUGUCAUAGGUACUAUUUGUGUAAGAGUUCUUAUAUUUCCCAUAGUGAUAAAGGCACAGAAAAAUAUGAUCAACUUCAGCAAUUGCAUGCCAGUAAUAACAGAACUACAAAUGAAAAUGACAGAGGCCAGACAGAAUGGUGACCAUUUUGAAAGUGCACGAAUUGCGAACGAGAUGAUGCAGUAUAUGAAAAAAAAUGACGUCAGUCCCGUUAAGAAUUUCAUAGUACCAUUAAUCCAGGCACCAGUAUUUCUUUCCUUCUUUUUAGCCUUGAGGGGAAUGGCGAAUACGCCUGUGGAGAGCUUGAAAUACGGCGGUUUUUGGUGGUUACAUGAUCUCACUGUACAUGAUCCUUAUUACAUAAUGCCGAUUGUUACUUCUGUAACUAUGUAUAUCACAAUCGAGUUAGGUGCAGAUGGCACUAACCUCAAGAGUAUGGGCAUGUUUCGAUACGUUUUGCGAGCAGUGCCUUUCAUAAUAUUGCCAUUCAUGAUACAUUUCCCUGGUGCUAUCUUAACAUAUUGGGUAUCAACAAACUUUGUUUCUUUGGUGCAAACUGGUAUCCUAAAAGUUCCAUACGUAAGAAAAACUCUCGAUAUGCCUACCCGGAUAAAACAUAAAUCAGCAGCUGAUGGUAAAAAGAAGAAUUUCACUAAAGAAUUUCAAGAAGCCUGGACGAACAUGAAGAUAUCUAAGCAAUUAGCUGAUAGAGAAAGAGCAGAUACAGUACAAUUUAAUGCCGCAGGUAAAGGUCCUUUAGUUAAGACAUUUAAAUAUGAUCCAACAAAACAAAAAAAACAGUCAACUGUUCUCACGAAAAGUAGAUAAUUAUAAUUGUAAUUCAUAUGUAUUUCAUUACACAAUAUCCAAUAUAAUAAAUCAAUUGAUAGUUGUAUCUGUAUCAAAGAAAAUCA